This is a messenger RNA of Penicillium canescens, 192 nucleotides long. RefSeq lists its product as uncharacterized. The record is from RefSeq and is a predicted model, not a curated record. Gene Ontology annotation, molecular function: protein binding. The coding region runs from base 1 to 192 and encodes 63 amino acids. The transcript has a single exon. Lineage: Eukaryota; Fungi; Ascomycota; Eurotiomycetes; Eurotiales; Aspergillaceae.
AUGCAUAUUGCAGCAGUCAGUCACAACGGAAAGGCAAUGCAGCGCUUCCUGAACAAGGGCGCUGACAUCAACUCUCAACGAGGUGACGGCUGGACACCGCUUAUGCGCUAUGUGUAUUUCCUAGACGAACCACAGCCAUCCGAUUUGGAAGGACUCGAGUUCUUUAUUUGUAACAAGGCGGAUGUGGAGUAA